UUGCUAUUGGUUCUAGCUGUGUGUCAAUUUUGUUGUCUGUUUGUGACAGUCAAGAUGGACAAAGUUUGAUUGUUUUUAUCGAUAUCAUAGUAAUAUGCACUCCAAUUAGUCUAAAGAGGAAACUUGUGGAUCUCGAAAUAGUCUUGCACCGAGUUGUCGAAUUGCUAAAACCUACAAGAUGAAGGUUCAUUUAUGGAUAUUACUGCUAGUCUCAUUACUACUUACUCCAAAUGUUUCAUCAAAAUCUAAAAAAACGAAAUCAGUUACCACCUUGUUGGAGGCCAAAUGGGCUGCAAGUCCUCUAGUAUUAGAAGUUGCUGAGUAUUUGGCUGAUGAAAAUGUAAAUUUCUAUUGGGAUUUCAUAGAUUCUCUAUGUGGAAUGGAUGAGCCUUUAAAUGAAAUAUAUAAUGAUAAAGAAAAGUAUGAUAAAAUAAUGGAGCAUGCUUCAAAGUUAGUAACUGCUCAGCAGUUGUCUGUACUCAAACUUGGCCUGUCUUUACAUAUUUAUUCUCCGAAAGUGGAGAUGUUUGCUCAAAUGGCAAGGGAGAGAAAUUUAUUGGAUUGUCCUGCUGUGGCUGAUGUCAAUGGUGAAUUAAUUUGUGAUGCUAAUAAACUGAAAUCUGCAAUUGCCAAGGUUCAUUCAGAGAAAACCAUUCAAUUAUUCCAAGUUGAUACACAUUAUCCAGGCUCUGAGAACAGAAGUGUUGCUGUAGUUUUAUAUGCAGAACUAGGCACCAAAGAUUUUGCUAAUUUCCAUCAAGUAUUAAAACAAGAGGCACAAGCUGGAAAUAUUGAUUAUGUUGUCAGGCAUUUAGUUAAAGAACCUUCUGACCGUCGAUUAAGAUUGUCUGGGUAUGGAGUUGAACUCCAAAUGAAAUCCACUGAAUAUAAAGUUCAAGAUGAUUCAAACGUCCAAGAUAAAGAUAAAUCUGCUGAAGAUGUAUCUCAGGAGGAGGAUGAUGUUGAACUUGAGGGAUUCAAUUUUGGAAAAUUGAAGACGUUAUUCCCUGACCAUAAGAAAGAUUUGGAAAAAUUCAAACAAUAUUUGGAAGAAACUUCAAAUGAAAUGGCACCUUUGAAAGUCUGGCAAUUCCAAGAAUUGAGUUUGCAAGCAGCUGAAAGAAUCAUGUCUGCUCCUAAAGAAGAAGCCCUAAAGGUAUUCACGAACAUCGCGCAGAAUUUCCCUAUGCAAGCUAAAGGAUUAGUUAAAACUGUCGUUCGGGAAGAACUUAAAAAGGAGAUGAGAAGAAAUCAGGAUAUCUUCAUGGGAUCGCUCAAUCUGCAAUCAUCCGAUACCGCUCUUUUCAUCAACGGACUUUAUUAUGACGUGGAUUUGGUGGAUGUGUAUGGAAUUUUGGAUGUUGUUAGACAAGAACUGCGAACGAUGGAGGGAUUGCACUCUAUAGGAGUAGGAAACAAAAGAUUAUCAAAUCUAUUAUCUUUAGAUUUCACCGAAUCUAAUAGCGGACAGGAUUUUGCAAUGGACAUUCGAGAUUCAGCUAUUAACUGGGUCAACGAUAUUGAAACAGAUACUAAAUACGGCAGGUGGUCAAGGAGUUUGAUGGAUUUCCUGAGGCCAACGUUCCCUGGAAUGCUUCGUCAAGUCAGGAGGAACUUAUUCAAUUUAGUUUUAUUAAUUGAUCCAGUUGAUAGAGAUUCCAGAACUUUAUUGAAAUUUGCUGAAUCUUUUGUUGUUCAUACUGCUCCUUUGCGUGUUGGUAUUGUCUUAGCGGCACCGUCUUCUACGACUUUGACAGGAUUAGAAGAUCCUGCUGUUGCGAUGGUCUGCGCCUUUAAUUACGUUUCGCAAAAGAAAGAUUCUGCAGCAGCUCUAAGUUUCUUGACAUCCGUUUUAGGAUCGGUAAAAGAUGGGUCUAAAGUGACUGUAGCUGAUGUUAAGGAACAAUUGAGAAAGAAAUAUAGUGCUGAUAUCGAAGAUGUUCUGGGAGAAGAUUCCGAUUACGAUUUCGGAAGACAGCUUUCUGAAGAUUUCAUUAGACGCUCAGGUUUACAUAAUUUGCCACAAGCCAUGAUCAACGGCAUUCCUUUACCUUCAAACCAGUUGAAUGCCGAUGAAUUUGAAGAGGCUGUUUUAACAGAAGUUAUGUCCCAAACGCCAAAUUUCCAGAAGGCCAUAUAUCGCGGAAAACUGCAGGAUAAGGAUGAUGUACUUGAAUAUAUCAUGAAUCAACCUAACGUUAUGCCAAGAUUGAACGAAAGGAUUCUUAGUAAAGAUAAUGUUGUUUAUUUGGAUAUGACUGGGAAGGCUGCAAGUACAACAAAUAUUCCUGAAUUGCUCAAAUUAUCACCAAGGGAAAUGUCUGCCACUGCUUUGGAAAAUUUGAAUUAUUUCCGUUUGAUACGCAAAAGUGAUAAGUAUUAUUCAAUGACUUAUUGGAUCGUCGGUGAUUUGAAUUGCAAACGCAGUCGAGAUUUAUUGUUGGCUGCACUCGAGCAUAUGAAAUCUUCCGGUGAUUCGAGAGUAGCUUUCUUGCCGAAUGUGAACGGCGAUGAAGAUAAUAAAAUUAAUAAAGUCGUCUUAGCCGCAUUGGAAUUACCACCAGAAAAAGCGUUGAACUAUGUUAUUUCUCUAUUGAAAAAUGGAGACAUCGAAAGUGGAAAAUACGAUAUUCCUGCCGAACUAUCAGCUAAAAUUGAAUCUCAAGAACUGUCACUUAAAAUGUUACGUGUUUAUGCUCAGAGAGUAUUAAACUUUAACGUUGGCUCUCGAGGUGUUGUAGCUAACAGCCGAGUUUUGGGUCCUUUGGAUGAAAAGGAAGAGUUUAGCAUUGAAGAUUUCGGUUUACUCGAGCAGUAUAGUUCAGCAACAUACAUCGAUAAACUUCAGCAAGCUUUGGAAAAGACCAAAGAGGAUUACGGAGAAGUAUCAAGUGAUUCUUUCAUGAAAAUGGUAAGUUUGCUCGUGUCUCGUCCGCAAUCAAAAUCAAGAUUUGAAAUUGCUUCCGAAAAUGACGAAUAUUCAGUGAUUAAAAUACCAGCGGUAGAACCAGAAAAGGCCGCUUUUGAUAUUGUGGCUGUUGUUGAUCCGGUAUCGAGAGGCGCUCAAAAGAUAGGUCCAAUUCUGCAGGUUUUACAAGAAGUUUUAAAUUGUAAUAUUAAGUUGUUCUUGAACAGCGUUGAAAAGAACAGCGAUAUGCCAGUUAAAAGUUUCUACCGAUUCGUAUUGGAAUCUGAAGUACAAUUUGGCGAAGAUGGUAAACAAAUAGCAGGGCCAAUAGCGAAGUUUAAUAACAUGCCGCAAUCACCUCUACUUACGCAAAAUAUCCAUGUUCCUGAAAAUUGGCUUGUUGAAGUUGUUCGAUCGGUUUACGAUUUGGAUAAUAUUCGUUUGGAAAAUGUUGAUAACAAUGUCCACAGCGAAUACGAAUUAGAACAUUUGUUAGUUGAAGGACAUUGUUUUGAAGCAACUACACUCAGUCCACCUAGAGGUCUCCAAAUAACUUUGGGCAGCGAGAGUAAGCCUGUUAUAGUUGACACUAUAGUGAUGGCUAAUUUAGGUUAUUUCCAACUGAAGGCAAACCCUGGUGCUUGGAUAUUGCGCUUGAGACAAGGUAGAAGUGCAGAUAUAUACGAUAUUGCUAGUCACGAAGGAAGCGACACCCCACCGAAUUCCAAAGAUAUCAAAGUUGUAAUAAGCUCGUUGAGAUCGAACAUUGUUAAGUUGAAAGUUUCCAAAAAACCUGAUAAAUUAUCUAUGGAUUUACUCUCCGAAGAUGAUUCAAAUUCCGGCAUUUGGAAUUCGAUUACAAGUUCAUUCACUGGAUCUGAAGAUGACUCUGAAGAGAAGUUAAAUAUAUUCUCUCUAGCUUCAGGGCAUUUAUAUGAAAGAUUCUUGCGCAUUAUGAUGUUAUCCGUUUUGAAAAAUACCAAAACCCCAGUGAAAUUUUGGUUUUUGAAGAACUAUUUGUCUCCUCAAGUUAAGGAUUUCCUUCCUUACAUGGCUAAAGAAUAUGGUUUCGAAUAUGAACUCGUCCAAUAUAAAUGGCCUAGGUGGUUGCAUCAACAAACCGAGAAACAACGAAUCAUCUGGGGAUACAAGAUCUUAUUCCUUGACGUGCUUUUCCCAUUGGAUGUUAAGAAAAUUAUCUUUGUCGAUGCUGAUCAAGUUGUAAGAGCUGAUAUGCGUGAGUUGCAACAAUUGGAUUUGGGUGGUGCUCCUUACGGUUACACUCCGUUCUGCGAAUCACGACGUGAGAUGGAAGGUUUCCGGUUCUGGAAGCAAGGUUAUUGGAGGAACCAUCUUCAAGGUCGUCGUUACCACAUUUCUGCACUUUACGUAGUCGAUCUUAAAAGGUUCAGGAGAAUUGCUGCCGGCGACCGGCUGCGUGGUCAAUACCAAGCGCUCAGUCAAGACCCUAAUAGUUUAUCCAAUCUGGAUCAAGAUUUACCAAACAACAUGAUCCAUCAAGUAGCCAUCAAAUCAUUACCACAAGAGUGGCUCUGGUGCGAGACGUGGUGUGAUGAUGAUUCUAAACGCCAAGCGAAGACUAUUGACUUGUGUAAUAAUCCAAUGACCAAGGAAGCCAAAUUAACAGCCGCUGUGCGGAUUUUGCCUGAAUGGAAGGGUUACGAUGAGGAGAUUAGAAAAUUGCAAGAGAAAAUCGAUAAAGGCAUUUUGGAUACAGAUCCUGCUGUUGAACAGGAUAUAGAGAAAAAAUCGACUGAUAUACAUACAGAAUUAUGAUGAGGUUAAUGAUUCGUUUUCUUUUUUUUUAGUUUAAUGUGUACAGUUUAUCAACAAUCGGGUGUUUAAGAAUAUAUAAAUCCUCUAAUAAACAAACAUCUUGAAUGGAUUGUUGUUACCAUGA
This is a messenger RNA of Nicrophorus vespilloides, 4829 nucleotides long. Its product is annotated as UDP-glucose:glycoprotein glucosyltransferase. Gene Ontology annotation, cellular component: endoplasmic reticulum. NCBI's taxonomy places the organism in Eukaryota, Metazoa, Arthropoda, Insecta, Coleoptera, Silphidae. The record is from RefSeq and is a predicted model, not a curated record. Bases 179 to 4705 code for a protein of 1508 amino acids. The transcript is spliced from 14 exons. Gene Ontology annotation, molecular function: UDP-glucose:glycoprotein glucosyltransferase activity.